CCCCGCCGGGCCACGAACACACCCAGCAGGGUGUGAGCGGGCGGCACGGAGCGGAGCUGCUCGCCAGCACCCGCCCGGGAGCUCAGCCCAGCGAUCACCUGGCUGCUGGGUGCCCGCUGCUGGAGCCCGACGGGGAGCAGGUAUUUCCCCGCGGAAAGCACCGAGGGGGCGGCGGCGCGGCUGGCAGGGUGGACACUGACCCACUGUGACAGCCCUGCACCAUGGCAGACCCCCCCGGCUGCUGCCGCCCGUGUGCCACCUGCCUGCUGUGCCUCUACAGCUGCCAGUGGAUCACUGCCAAGAAGGAGAAGAGGAGGGGUCUGAAAACUACCAAGUGUGACUGCAGCUGGUUUCUCUUCCUCUUCUGCGUCUUCCUCUUCACACUGGUGUGGUUCUACAUUGCCAUCAUCAUCCUCAAUGAUUUCCACAACUUUAAUGACCCAGACUGCUCUGCAGCUGGAGGGGAGGUGCAGAUGGCUGACAGGGCCCUGCAGAAAUCCUGGGAAGCAGCACCAGCUUGUUCCCAACAGCCUGCAAAAUGCUCCCUACACACCUCACCCCUGCCCCUUCUGUCUCUUCCUCCAGGCCUCAAGGUGUUCCUGCUGCUUGCGUACUCUGCGGUGAUGAUCGCCCUGUACCUGGCUCCCCUGGGGAUCACCUCACCCUGCAUCAUGGAGGAGAACCAGCUGCCCCCCAAGCCGGCCCUGGUUGGCCACCGAGGAGCCCCUAUGCUGGCCCCUGAGAACACCCUCAUGUCUCUGCGCAAGGCGGUGGACUGCGAUGUGCAAGUCUUUGAGACAGACGUCAUGGUGAGUGCUGAUGGAGUCCCAUUCCUCAUGCACGAUGAGAAGCUCACUAGAACCACCAACGUGCAGACCGUGUUCCCUGAGAGAGCUGCCCUGAACAGCACUGCCUUCAACUGGACAGACCUCCAGCAGCUCAAUGCUGGCAGCUGGUUCCUGGAGCGGAGACCAUUUUCCAGCGUACUAAGUCUUUCGCACGGCGAUCGCGUGCAGGCGACUCGGCAGAAGAUCCCGUCCCUGGAACAGGUGCUGAAUGCAGCCAAGGAGAGCAAUAUCUCCAUCAUGUUUGACCUUCGGCCGGAGAACCACAGCGAUUACCAGAGCUUCGUCAAUGCCACCCUGGAAGUCAUCCUACAAUCCGGCAUCCCACUGCAGCAGGUCCUGUGGCUGCCGGAUGGGUUCAGGGAGCAGGUCAAGCAGCAAGUCCCAGGUGUUCAGCAGAUUUAUGGCCGGAAGAGACUGCAGGAUGAAAGGGAGCCACUGCUGCAUGUCAACCUGCCCUACCAAGAAAUGAGCUCCGAGGAGAUCAAGCAGUACCGCCAGGACAACAUCUCAGUCAACCUGUACGUGGUGAACCAGCCCUGGCUCUUCUCCGUGCUGUGGUGCUCAGGGGUGAGCUCUGUCACCACCAAUGCCUGCCAGGUGCUGAAGGAGAUGAAACGCCCCAUUUGGUUGCUGCCCAGCACCACGUACCUCAUGAUAUGGAUUGUUGUAGACUGUGUCUCCUUCCUGAUGAUCCUCUGGGCCUUCCUCUUGAUGAAGAAAUGCUCCCAGCGAAGGCGGACGGCGGAGUCUGAGACGGACGUGCUGCUCACAAAGAUCAACAGCCUGAUGCAAGACUGACCCCUCAGCAGCCAUGGGGAGGGGCAGCUGGAGAGAUGCACAGCUCAGGCAGGGAGUGCUCCUCUGGCUGGCUCCGAGACUCCUUUCCUUUGCAGCCUCCUGAGCUUGCAGUUCCCUGCAGCCUUCCUGGCUCCUGUUGUGGUGCGGAACUACUCUCAUCCACGAAGACCUGGAGCUGGGUCCCUCGUUCCUGCUGGCAGCGAGGGGACAGAGCUGGGGCAGGGGGCUGCCGGUGCUGCCUUGUGCCCUGGGAGCUGGGCUUUUCUCCAGGACCAAGACCUCAGCCCUGAGGUGCUCGGUUGGACGCUGGUGCGGGUCUGAGUCACUGUUUGGUGCAGGGGUACGGCAGCCUGCUGUCAGCAGCAGCGCUGGUGAUAGGGAUGCCUUGUUUAAAGAGCUGCUGUCCCGUGGCUGGAGAUGAAUAGGAAGGGGGAUGCAGGGUGGCACACGAUGGAGGGGGGAGCAGAGCCCUUUGCGCCCACGUGCUGGGUAUGGCAGCCUGGCCCCUGCUGCUGGCUUUGUGCUUGCUGGUCGGGGUGCCCCCUCCCCCCGUAGCCAGUCCUGUGGUGCUGGGGACAGGGAGCCGGGGCUGGGGGGUGGAGGGAGCCUGGGCCACGGUGCCGCGACAGUGCUGCACAGCGACAGGGGGUGCGCCGGGAGCAGUGUUACUCAGCAUCGAGCACUUUGGACUUGGAGAGGGGAGUCUGUUUCACUUGCUCCUGCCUAUUUAUGUCAAUAAAUCAGCUGAGAGGUAGACGGUC
Numida meleagris (helmeted guineafowl) is the source of this 2407-nucleotide messenger RNA. RefSeq names its product glycerophosphodiester phosphodiesterase domain containing 2 (gene GDPD2). The record is from RefSeq and is a predicted model, not a curated record. Lineage: Eukaryota; Metazoa; Chordata; Aves; Galliformes; Numididae. Gene Ontology annotation, molecular function: glycerophosphodiester phosphodiesterase activity. Bases 222 to 1646 code for a protein of 474 amino acids. Gene Ontology annotation, biological process: lipid metabolic process. Gene Ontology annotation, cellular component: membrane. The transcript is spliced from 13 exons.